GAUUUCGUUCAUCAGUGGUCGGUGGUGGAGAUGGAAGUUCCAGAAUACUCUUGCAGUUUUCCUGCUGCUGAUCUGCCUUUCCACCUCAGUGGCACAGAGCUGCCAGAGUAGCACCAGCUGCAAUGUGGUGCUCACCGACUCCCAGGGCUCUUUUACCUCCCCCUGCUAUCCCAAUGACUACCCACCCAGCCAGUCCUGCAAUUGGACCAUACAGGCCCCGGCUGGCUUUAUAGUACAGAUCACCUUCCUCGAUUUCGAGCUCGAGGAAGCACAAGGCUGCAUCUAUGACCGCGUUGUCGUCAAGACCGGCACCAGCGAUGCCAAAUUUUGCGGCUUAACGGCCAACGGACUAACUCUCAACUCCACUGGAAAUGUGAUGGAGGUUUUCUUUAACUCCGACUUUAGUGUCCAAAAGAAAGGCUUCCAUAUCAGUUACAAGCAAGUGGCAGUGACUCUGAGGAACCAGAAAGUCACAAUGCCAAAAAGCAGCAAGACUAUACUGAGAGUGUCUAAUUCAAUCUCCAUUCCUGUUCUGACUGCCUUCACGGUGUGCUUUGAGAUCGCCCGCACUGCACAGAAGGCCACAGAGACCAUAUUUACCCUAAGCGACGCUGCUGGGACGUCUAUUUUGGCAUUUGAGAAGACAUCAAACGGCAUGGAGUUGUUCAUUGGCGCUUCCUACUGCUCAGUAGAUAACCUUCUCACCAGCUCAGACAUUACGGCCACUAUGAAACCGCUCUGCCUCACCUGGACCAAGUCUUCUGGCCUCAUAGGAGUGUAUUUUGGAGGCCACUAUUUCUCCAGCAUCUGCUCGGCCUCUCAGAUUUACACACUGCAGAGUGGCGGAUUGCUCCAAAUUGCUGGAAAAGGGUCGAGCUCGGUCAGCGUGGAUGAUCAGAAUUUGGAUGGCUUCAUUUACAACUUCCGCUUGUGGGAUCACGCCAUGCUCAGCAGCGAGCUGUCCGCGCUCACCUGUGAUACUGUGGGUAAUGUCGUUGACUGGGAUCAUUCCUACUGGACUAUCCCAGGCUCUAGCACGCAGACCGACAGCACGCUCAGCUGCAGUACUGCCAUAACAACUCUUUCACCAGGAACCGCAGGUUGUGCUUCUGGACUUGGCUGCCCAGCAACAUUAACUGUUACCAUCACAUCCAUUGCCACCACUAACAUCAUUCCUACUAAUGCAACAACCCACGAGGAUAUUUUCUACAGAUCAACCCUUGUGGUUACUGAUGAACAAACUCCAGAUAGAGAUGCUACGGCGAUAAUAUCUCAAUGGCUCAAUCAGACAUUUCAGAACUGGAUGUAUAGAGUUUAUGUUGAUGGCAUCAGUCUUCAGCUUAUCACUGUUCUCUCAAGGAUCACAACCACACGACAAAUCUACUUGGCGCUACUGGUGUAUAAGAAUACCACCGAUGUGAAUCUGGCAGAGGUGGAGAUUGAGAGCAUGCUGAGAAGUGCCCCUGCUAUUGGAAAUGGCUUGACUUUAGACAGUGUUACCGUGAACUUAAUGGAAAAUUGUCAGGCAGAUGAGUUCCCAGUCCACUAUAGAUGGCCAGAGAGCAGACCCACAGUCACUCAGUAUGUUCCCUGUUUCCCUUACAAAGAUCGAAACGCAUCCAGAACUUGCAUGAUUAACCGGGAUAAUUAUACAUCAUUUUGGGCCCUGCCUGACCGUGGAAACUGCACUAAUAUAACCAGCAUUACGGUUUCACAAGAGAAUGCGAUGGAUGUGGCUGUGCAGCUUGCCGAUAUCAGCAAUAAUGGGCUGUCCAAGGAGGAACUGACACAGGUUGUUACCAAGGUGAUGGAGCUGGUGAACAUAGCCAAAAUCAACGCCACCCUGGCCAGCACUGUGGUCACCAUCAUUUCUAACGUCAUGGUCAGCUCAGAGGAUGCUCAGAAGGAUGCCUCAGAGACAGCUCUCAAAGCAGUGGAUGAACUGGUGCAGAAGAUUGAGUUUGACGGACCCUCACUGACCAUCUCGUCCAAAAAUCUGGUUGUUGGAGUUUCUGCCCUCGACACAACCAAUUUUAACGGCAGCACUUUAAGUGCCUUUAUAGCCACUAACACAACAGACCCUCAGAUUGAUUUUGACUCGGAGGCACAUAAUGCAUUGGCUGUGGUCACUCUGCCUCCAACACUGCUGCAAAACCUGAGUCUUUCACAAAUUGAGAAAGUGUCCAGAAUCAACUUUAUGUUCUUCGGCAGGACGGGGCUCUUUCAGGAUCAUCAAAACAAUGGCUUGACGUUAAACAGCUAUGUGGUGGCCAGCAGUGUUGGCAACUUCACCAUCAAAAACCUGCAGGAUCCUGUCAGGAUAGAGAUUGCACAUUUGGAGUAUCAGAAAGAUCCGAAUCCUCAGUGUGUGUUUUGGGAUUUCAACCUCCAAAAUUACUCAGGGGGCUGGAAUAGCGAUGGCUGCAAGGUCGGUUCAGACUCCAACAGCAACAGGACCGUCUGCUUGUGUAAUCACCUCACACACUUUGGCAUCCUAAUGGAUGUCUCUAGAGCUGCUGAGUUGAUAGAUGAGAAGAACAACAGGGUACUUACCUUUAUUACCUACAUCGGCUGUGGGAUCUCGGCCAUUUUUUCAGCGGCAACACUGCUCACGUACAUCGCUUUUGAGAAGCUGCGGCGAGAUUAUCCCUCCAAGAUCUUGAUGAAUCUCAGCACAUCACUGCUCUUCCUCAACAUGGUGUUUCUUCUGGACGGCUGGUUAGCCUCUUAUGAAAUUAAAGAACUGUGUGUGACCGUGGCUGUGUUUCUGCACUUUUUCCUUCUCACUUCCUUCACCUGGAUGGGUUUAGAGUCCAUCCACAUGUACAUUGCCCUGGUCAAGGUCUUCAACACAUACAUUCGGAGAUACAUCCUCAAGUUUUGCAUCGUGGGAUGGGGUGUCCCUGCUACAAUUGUUGCAAUUGUGUUGGCUGUGAGCAAAGAUUCGUAUGGGAAAAAUUACUAUGGAAAAGGAAAGGAUGGGCAGGGAACAUCGGAAUUUUGCUGGAUUCUCAACCCAGUGGUGUUCUACGUGACGUGUGUGGCCUACUUCUCCAUAAUCUUCCUGAUGAAUGUUGCCAUGUUCAUUGUGGUAAUGAUCCAAAUCUGUGGACGUAACGGCAAGCGCAGCAACCGGACACUGCGAGAGGAUAUCUUGCGUAACCUGCGCAGCGUGGUCAGCCUGACGUUCCUGUUGGGUAUGACCUGGGGCUUUGCGUUUUUCGCCUGGGGUCCAGUCAGUCUGGCCUUCAUGUACCUCUUCACAAUUUUCAACUCACUGCAGGGAUUAUUCAUAUUUGUGUUCCACUGUGCCCUGAAAGAAAACGUACAGAAACAAUGGAGGAGAUAUUUGUGCUGUGGAAAGUUACGCUUGGCAGAUAAUUCAGACUGGAGCAAGACUGCCACUAAUAAUACAAAGAAAGUGAGUUCUGAUAACCUGGGAAAGUCCCUCUCCUCCAGUUCCUUUGGCUCCACUACAGCCAACUGGACGUCCAAAGCCAAAGCCACACUAAAUCCAUUUGCCAGGCACAGUAAUGCAGAUAGUACCCUGCAAUAA
Danio rerio (zebrafish) is the source of this 3556-nucleotide messenger RNA. RefSeq names its product adhesion G protein-coupled receptor G6 (gene adgrg6). Gene Ontology annotation, molecular function: transmembrane signaling receptor activity; G protein-coupled receptor activity. Gene Ontology annotation, cellular component: membrane; plasma membrane. Lineage: Eukaryota; Metazoa; Chordata; Actinopteri; Cypriniformes; Danionidae. Gene Ontology annotation, biological process: myelination; G protein-coupled receptor signaling pathway; cell surface receptor signaling pathway. The record is from RefSeq and is marked validated.